Messenger RNA from Saccoglossus kowalevskii, 1320 nucleotides. RefSeq names its product copper homeostasis protein cutC homolog. The record is from RefSeq and is a predicted model, not a curated record. Gene Ontology annotation, molecular function: copper ion binding. NCBI's taxonomy places the organism in Eukaryota, Metazoa, Hemichordata, Enteropneusta, Harrimaniidae.
AUGCUCAGUUUCCUCGGUGCUAGUAGAAUAGAGUUGUGUGCUAAUUUGGUGGAAGGAGGAACAACACCAAGUUUAGGAAUGCUGAAAGUAGUGAAAACUGAAUGUCAUUUGCCAGUAUAUGUUAUGAUCAGACCACGUGGAGGAGAUUUCAGUUACUCAGAUUACGAGAUGGAUGUUAUGAGACAAGAUAAUGUCGUGAAAGCGUGUGGUGCUGAUGGUAUAGUGUUUGAGCUGUCACGACCACUAGAAGUUACCUUCCAUAGAGCAUUCGAUAUGGCUCGGAAUCCAACUAAAGCGUUAGAAGAUAUCAUCAGUUUAAAAUUCAAUAGAGUCCUCACGAGUGGGUGUGACUCGACAGCGCUUGAAGGAGCACCUGUUAUAAAACAAUUGAUAGACCAAGCUAAAGGUAGAAUAAUUAUUGUUCCAGGCGGCGGUAUAAAUGACAGAAACCUGCGAAGAAUUUUAGAACAGACUGGUGCUCAUGAAUUCCAUUGCUCGGCAAGGAAAACGCAAGAUUCAACUAUGAUGUAUCGUAAUACGAAUGUACACAUGGGAGCCGCAUUCCAGCCGCCGGAGUUUGUUAUGAAAUUUACUAACACUGAUUUAGUAGUUAAAUUGAGAGAUCUUGCUUCAAGUGAUAGGUGAUGAGACAUCCUUCAAGACAAGUGUACACCAGUUAAAAUACAAACAAGUGCAGGUUCUAUAGUUGCUUGGGUUCCUUGUAUGUGAUAGCAUUAAUCUUAAGCAAGGGGUUUCAGCAGUUUGUCGCCAUAAACCGAUUUGACAGAUUUUUCUCACCGCAAAUAACUAUACUGAUUCACUGAAACAUCGACCAUUGACGCAACAGAAAAUCAUGAUUGAUAUUGUGAUCUUGAAAAGCAACUAAUUAUAGUUCUGGACAUCGAAUGUCACUGUUGUCUCGCUUGACUUGUGCUGUGUAUAAUUGUGAGUGCGGACACAUGUUGGGACUAUGUUGGCUGAAGAGUUUUUGUGACCAUCUUCCUAUCAUAAUGUGCUCUCCUGAUGUCAACCAUUUUCAACCGAACACAAGCCCCCUAUCCAAGGUUCCCCAAAAUCACAACUGUUAGUUAGUAAAUGAAUCUCAACCAGUGGAUUUAGCCUAAUUUUUAUUGAGUUCGCUGCCUGCUUACCCAGCUAGAGUAGUGGAUCAACCACACAAGGAUUUGAACUUGGGUCUAACAGUGAUCGACCUAAAGAAUUACUUACUGCCACCUACACACUUCAUCUUCUCUGUGAAGGCCUCUCUUCCAGAAGCCAACAAUUCCAUUUUGAUUCAAUCAGGAUCAUUACAAAAUUAGU